Molecule: messenger RNA, 1856 nt
Organism: Leptonychotes weddellii (Weddell seal)
Lineage: Eukaryota; Metazoa; Chordata; Mammalia; Carnivora; Phocidae
Source: RefSeq, a predicted model, not a curated record
AUGUCUCUCGGCCAGGUCGGUGAAAUCAAGGCCCACGCGGCCGAGUGGAAGGCCAACGUGACGGCCGAGUUCCGAGAGACGCGGCGGCGGCUCAGCGUGGAGAUCCACGACAAGCUGCAGCGGGCGGCCACCAUCCGCAGCAUGGAGCGCCGGCGCCUGGGCCUGGACCAGAGGGCCCACUCGCUGGACAUGCUCUCCCCAGAGAAGCGCUCUGUCUUCGCCGCUCUGGACACGGGCCGCUUCAAGGCCUCAUCCCAGGAGAGCAUCAACAACCGGCCCAACAACCUGCGCCUCAAGGGCUCCGAGCAGCUGAACAAACAUGGGCAGGGGGCCUCUGAGGACAACAUCAUCAACAAGUUCGGGUCCACCUCCAAACUCACCAAGAGGAAAAACAAGGACCUCAAAAAGACCUUGCCCGAGGACGUUCACAAAAUCUACAAGACCUUCCGGAAUUACUCCCUGGACGAAGAGAAGAAGGAGGAGGAGACAGAGAAGAUGUGUAACUCGGACCACUCCAGCACCGCCAUGCUGACCGAGUGCAUCCAGCAGCAGGCCGGGAUGGAGAACGGAAUGGUCCCCACGGACACCAAAGACAGGGAACUCGAGAACAACGCAUUACUUGAAGACAGAAACUAAAUGCUGAGGACCUAGGACUUGACCAAGCGUUGUGGUUUUUUUUUUUUUUUUUAUAUUCACCCUGAGACACGUGCCUUAAAUAGACUUCUCGUUAGUCCGAAAUUACAUAGCAUUGAAGAAUUUAUUUCACUGUGCCAUAAAUGACAGAGAAAGAUCGCUCUGCCAAAAGGAAUCAAAGAACAAGGACCGCACUUCCGACAGGGACCGCAGGACACGCCGGGAGUGUUCGCACAGGCAGGAGGUCGUGGCCACAAAAGUUAAGGGCAGGUGUGGGACGGUGCCACGCCCCCAGAGUGGCGCCGCCCGGGCCGGGCGUGGAGAAAGGGCAGCUAUUCCUUAGACCAGCCUUCUGGAAGGAACAGGUGUGUCUUUUACAUGGAGCCUCAUUUCCUGAACCUACCGUUAGAGAUAUGCACACACACAGAAGGGGACCGGAUGGGGGAUGAACUAGUACCUGCAAUGAGGGUUCGAGUUGACAUUGUGGCAUGUUGCUCUGAGCUUGAAUUUUGAUACACAUCCUUCAGUGCACACCUAGUCUUUCUAAGCUCCAAAUGAAUGUCCACGGGACCUGGGAGCACAUGGAAUUUGUGGGAAACAGAUCAGAGCACACGUAUUAAAAGGUGCAAUUGCUUUCCUCAUUACAAAAGAAAAAAAAAAUCACAAAUGCAUCACACUGUGGAUAUCACCUUAACCAAUGACAGAAGCCUACUGAAUUUUGUCUAUUGAUGAAUGACAAAUGAACUUGCAAGCGUUGGCGAAAACUCAGCCUCAUUCGCUGCAUGGUUACAGGCAAAAAUCAUGCAUUUUCCUCAGUGGGUGCAGUGGUGAAAAUAAACUGGUUUUGAAAUGUCCAUGUUCACUUUUCUAGUGGAACUUCGGUUAUAACUUGUUUUGAUAAGAGGGGGAAAAAAUACCAAAAUGAUUGCCUUGCAUGAUGCCAGGGGCUUGCUGUUCUGUCUAGCUGACCCUAAAUUUUUAUAAAAAUAGACAUCCUGCAUGUCUGAGACAUACCAAGGAGGACCAUGGCAUCAUUCCAUCUCAGGGCUUUUUGUCCCUUUGGGUGUCUUACGGUAGACAUAGUGACGAGGUCCAAUCUUGCUAUCUCCAAACAAAAGAAAAAAAUCCCCCAACCAACUCUUGUACAAGAAAAUGGAAUUGUUUUAAUUGCUUGCAGCUUAAGUGCCAUUAAUGCCAUUUAAAAACUAAUGCUUAAAAGAAGU